Molecule: messenger RNA, 2070 nt
Organism: Sciurus carolinensis (gray squirrel)
Lineage: Eukaryota; Metazoa; Chordata; Mammalia; Rodentia; Sciuridae
Gene: Ndufa5
Product: NADH:ubiquinone oxidoreductase subunit A5
Exons: 5
Coding region: 91-441 (116 amino acids)
Biological process (GO): respiratory electron transport chain
Source: RefSeq, a predicted model, not a curated record
CGGUGACCGAGCGACAGACUCGAUGGUCGAUUGAGCAGGUCUGAGCGAGGUUCCCAGAGGGCUGCGCGGGGUCGGGUCUUCGGCGCUGUCAUGGCGGGUGUGCUGAAGAAGACCACUGGCCUUGUGGGGUUGGCUGUAUGUGAGAAUCCACACGAGAGGCUAAGAAUAUUGUAUACAAAGAUUCUUGAUGUUCUUGAGCAUAUCCCUAAAAAUGCAGCAUAUAGAAAAUAUACAGAGCAGAUUACAAAUGAGAAACUGGGUAUGAUUAAAGCGGAAUCAGAUGUUAAAAAAUUAGAAGACCAACUUCAACUUGGCCAAAUAGAAGAGGUGAUUCUUCAGGCUGAAAAUGAAUUAAGUCUGGCAAGAAAAAUGCUGCAGUGGAAACCGUGGGAGCCAUUAGUGGAAGAGCCACCUGCCAACCAGUGGAAAUGGCCAAUAUAAUCACUAAAUGUCUUCUGCGGGCUGAUGGGAAACUGAUGUAAUUAAAUGUUCUGUUAUUUUAAAAUGUCUCCAUGUUCUUGACAUAAUCAAGAAAACUGACACAGGACAUAUUGAAGAGACUAGCAUUUAGGGUCUUAUGAAUCAGUUUUUGAUUUGACGAGUAUUUGUCCAGAUUAUUUCAAAGAUGGUAUUUCUUUAAACAGAAAGAUUGUGGGAAGAUCUGAAAGUUAACUAGAAAAAUUCCUACAGAUCUUCAUUUCAGAGACCAAAAUCAGAGGCUUAAAUCUCUUUAGUAGUAUCUUUAGCAUGUUACUUAAUUUCAUUUCAUUAUCCUGAAAAAAAAGAGAAAAAGUACUUUAUUAUUAUUGUCUAAACAGCUUUACUGGUCACCGUUUGAGAUGAAAUAGUAAGCAUGAAAAUGUUCAGUUAUGAGAAUAAUGGCAAAAAUAGUUUGUGAUAAAAUUUUAAAUUGUGGACUUCCUUGGCUAUGAUCUAAUGUGUGAAGAAAAUUUAAAUAUAUAAUUCUAUAAUGACUUUCAAAUCCAUUAUAAAUAUCAUUUUAUUUUAGGCUGCAUUUGAAUUAUUUACUUUCUCUAUUUCCAUAUUUUCUUCAUUUUGUCACAUUUUGUUGUUACUUCAUUAGCCUUGAAAACCAUCUGAUUAGAAUUCAUUGUACAGUUGAAGUGAUUGAUUUUUAAUACUUGAAAAAUUUUUUACUGUUACGGAGGUGGUUGGAAAACCCUUUCCUUUUGUUUCAUUUAAGGAAGUUAGCUUUCUGGCCCUUAGCCUUUAAUUUUAUGGAUCAACCCAACUACCUCAGGAUAGAGGUAGAAUUUCUUUUAAAAAAGAGGGGAGUUUCUGAAGUUUACCUGGCACACAUGGGUUUAUAUUCAAAACAUCUUAGUUUUAUGGGUAUAAUUUCAGAGUGGAAUCACUAAGUAGUUUUCAUUGUUUCCAGUAUGGAUGCAGCUAGGUAUAAGAAGACAAAUGCCGUUCAAGGAAGGAAGGUGGCAAGCUCAUGGUUUGACAAAAAUCAGAUUACUUUGCAUCCAUCUUCACUUUUUCUUCCUAGCUCCCCAUUAUUUCCUAAUACCCAGUUAAAUUUAUUUUUUUCCUUCAUAGAUGGAUAGUUCUUCUUUCUCAGUCUGGGGGUGUUUAUAUAUGGGUUGUCUCUUCUGAGUUGUUCAAAAAGAGAAAAAAAUAGUAUUUUUCCUUUUUCCUAAUAUAUUUCUUCAUCAUAAAACUAUAACCUAUAUGCUAAUUAAUAUUAGGUAGUAGGUAGAUUGGCUUACUUCUUAGCAGUCAGAUGGCAAGGGAGAUCCUUGUGGAGGGGAAGUAGAAGUGUUAAGAGGGAGAGUCAAGCUCAGGGUUCUCAUUCUUGCAGUUCAGCACCAUUGUGAGUUCAGUGACUAAAGUGAGGAAAGUUGUUAACCUCUCAGAUGGCCUAUUUUCUCCUCUGUAAGAGAAACAGCAUUGAUGAUUUAUAACUUCCUUUUGCAGUUCUAACAUUUGCCUAAAUAUACAGUGUAUUUGCUAAGUUCAAAAUAUAGAAUCCUAAAGCAUGUGUGCAUGGAUGCUUUUAAGCUAAUUUUCUAACAAACUUUUUUUACAUUAAAAAAAAAAAAUUGU